AUGCUUUGGCCCACAGUUUGUCAGCCUGCUAAUUUCUCUGAUAUGAUAUGUGAUGUUCCUGAGCUCCGAGGGGACAAUUAUAAAAUUUGGAAGGAGAGAACUCUCCUUCAUUUAGGGUGCAAGGACGUUGAUUACGCCAUAAGGAAGGAUGAACCGCCUCUUGAAAAUAUUGCUCUUUAUGAAAAAUGGGAGCGAUCUAAUCGCCUCUCAAUAAUGUUCAUAAAGACCAAGAUCUCAGAUGGCAUUAGGGGUUCCCUUGAGCAUUAUGACAAUGUCCGUGACUUACUGAAGGCAAUCGAUGAUCAAUUUGUGUCUUCGGACAAGGCUUUAGCUAGCACCCUAAUUCACCAAUUCUCAUCCAUGAAGCUAAGUGGGAUACACAGUGUACGUGACCACAUUAUGAGGAUGAGGGACAUUGCGGCUCAAUUGAAGAGACUUGAGGUUGAGAUGUCUGACUCUUUCCUAGUGCAUUACAUUCUCAACACUUUACCAUCGCAAUAUACCCCAUUUAAAAUCUCUUAUAAUACACAUAAAGAGAAAUGGUCAAUUAAUGAACUUAUGACCAUGUGUGUUCAAGAGGAGGGUAGACUUGCUAUGGAAGAGGGUGAGAAGGUAAAUUUGACUACACCUGGAAAGAAGAAGAUAUUUGAAGCCAAGGACAAGGGCAAGAUUCCUGCCAAACGGGACAUUCAGAAAAGUUCCAAAUGUUUCUUCUGUAAGAAGAAAGGGCAUUUAAGGAAAGAUUGCACCAAGUUCAAAUAG
Molecule: messenger RNA, 762 nt
Organism: Zingiber officinale
Lineage: Eukaryota; Viridiplantae; Streptophyta; Magnoliopsida; Zingiberales; Zingiberaceae
Exons: 2
Coding region: 1-762 (253 amino acids)
Molecular function (GO): nucleic acid binding; zinc ion binding
Source: RefSeq, a predicted model, not a curated record